Messenger RNA from Cutaneotrichosporon oleaginosum, 766 nucleotides. RefSeq lists its product as uncharacterized. Gene Ontology annotation, cellular component: cytoplasm. The record is from RefSeq and is a predicted model, not a curated record. Lineage: Eukaryota; Fungi; Basidiomycota; Tremellomycetes; Trichosporonales; Trichosporonaceae. Gene Ontology annotation, biological process: tRNA metabolic process. Gene Ontology annotation, molecular function: D-tyrosyl-tRNA(Tyr) deacylase activity.
UCUGACCUCCCAUAUCAUGCGCGCUGUCGUCCAGAAAGUCGUGAACGCUAGUGUAGCCGUCGAUGGCAAGACCAUCUCGCAAAUCGGGCGUGGUCUUAUGAUCCUUGUGGGCAUUAGCCGCGAUGACACAAACGAGGAUCGCGACUGGAUCAUCAAGAAGGUCCUGGCGGCCAAGUUGUGGGACGGCGAGGACGCAUGGCGCAAGAGCGUGACGGAGAUCGAAGGCGAGGUGCUGUGCGUCUCGCAGUUCACGCUCUUCGCAAACUUCAAGGGCGCGCGGCCAGACUUCCAUGACUCGAUGUCGACACUGCCUGGUAAAGCGAUGUACACGUCCUUCCUCGAGCAAAUCGGGUCGGCGUACCGCCCCGACCGGAUCAAGGACGGCCAGUUUGGAGCCAUGAUGGCUGUGUCCCUCACCAAUGACGGUCCUGUGACGAUCAUCUUUGAUAGCAAGGAUCGACAGGGCUCGAGACGGAGCGCGCCAGGCUCGGGUGCUUCAACACCACGUGGACAGCCGCAGCCGCCGCCCAAAGGGAGCGCCGAGGCCGAGGAGAUCGCGAAGGCCAAGAUUGCGGCCAAGAAGGCGAAGAAGAAGGAGUGGGAGGAGCGCAAGGCGCGAGGCGAGAUCCCAGGUAAAGGAGCGUUUGCUCGCGGCGAGAUUCCAGUCGCAAAGAAGGGAGAGACAGUGGCCGACAAGGUCAAAGAGCUGUCUCUGAAUGGCGCGGAGUAGUGAUAUGGGCGUUUGCAUGGUUGUUCUCAUUCAGCG